UGGCAACAGGUGGACCUGAGGCAGGGCCUGCGCUGACCAGACAGUGCACCCUGCGGCUCCCGCUGGGCUCCGCAGAGGAGGCGGGCUCCAGGCACUUGCAGAGGGGGGCUGGGGCUCGCUGAGGUGAUCCGGAAGAGAAGCGUUUCCACAACCUGAAAUCUCCAAGUGAAGCCACUGGCCCAGUGCCAAGGACAGCUGGCAGGACGUUGGUCCCUUCUCCAGGGAGCUCUGGCUGCUGGGCUUUGUGGCACAUCAGCCUCUCCACAGACAGCCAGAUUUGAGGACCAGGGGUCUCUGCUCAGAAGGCUGUGGUCCAGGAGAGAGCAAAGGCCGUUAUGGGGCAGAGGCUGAUGUGAGACAGAAGGCCUAGGUUAGGGGCAGAGCCAGUCUGAUUAUCACAGCUGAUGCCUAGUCCUUACCCUCAGCUCCUAGACAAUGAACUUCCAGGUGACAGGCCUGGCCCUGGACAAAAUGAAGCUGGACAGUCCACAUUCCUUCCUGGACUCAGAGGAGGUGGAGGAAGCAGAGGACCAGCAGCUGCUGGAGCCAGAGGCUUGGAGGACCUAUAUGGAGCGACGCAAUGUGCUGCGUGAGUUUCUGACCACAGACCUGAGCCCCCAGUUGCUCAAGCGCCACCAUGCCCGCAUGCAGCUGCUCAAAAAGUGUUCCUACUACAUUGAGAUCCUCCCUAAGCACCUGGCCCUAGGUGACCAGAACCCACUGGUGCUGCCCAACACCAUGUUCCAGCUCAUUGACCCCUGGAAGUUUCAGCGCAUGAAGAAGGUGGGCACAGCACAGACCAAGAUCCAGCUCCUGCUGCUUGGGGACCUGCUGGAACAGCUGGACCAUGGCCGAGCAGCACUGGAUGCCCUGCUUGAGGCCCCUGACCCACGGCCCUUCCUGGCUGGCUGGGGGCUUGUGGAACAACAGUUGGCAGACCUGUCGGCUGUCAUGGACAACUUCCUGGCUAUGAUGGUACCAGGGCACCUGCAUGUCAAGCACCGCCUGGUAUCUGACAUUGGAGCCACCAAAAUUCCACACAUCCGGCUUAUGCUAAGCACGAAGAUGCCAGUUAUGUUCGACCGGAAGGAGUCAGUGGCCCAUCAGGACUGGGUCAGCCUGCGCUGGUUUGUUACCAUCCAAUCAGCAGCACCAGAGCAGUAUGAGCUGCGCUUCAAGCUGCUGGAGCCUCGGACACAACAGGAGUGUACACAGUGUGGCAUAGUCCCUGUGGCUGCCUGCACCUUUGAUGUCCACAACCUGUUGCCCAACCGUACCUACAAGUUCACUAUCAAGAGGGCAGAAAGCUACACCCUGGUGUAUGAGCCCUGGCGGGACAGCCUCACCUUGCAGACCACGCCAGGACCCCCUGAAGGGCCUGUCCCCAGUCGGCUGGGCAAGCCCAGCCUGCCCUUGACCACACCUUCUGAGAGAUGAUUUUCUAAUAUUUAUCCACUAAUAAAGAGGAGUAUACACACACCAAAUUAAAGACACAACUUAGGCCUUAAGACAACAGCAACCACAUAGUGUUUCCCUGAUGGCCCAGAAUCCCACGAACCCCAGAACCCCUAUGCCUUCUGUCUUUUCCAGGAGAGCCCCAGGCUGCACAUUUCAGGACCACUGUCCACUGGAGCAGGAAGUGCUGGCUGCUAGUACUUGGCUGCCACCUCCAAUAAUGAGAACUGUCCCUAGGGAACUCAGCUCUCUCAGCCUCAGCACCUUAUAUGUCCCUCACCCUCACAGCCAUAACCAGAUUUCUUUACCUGCUUCCUAGCUUGAGAUCCCUGAGGAAGAUGAUGUUUUGGUCCUGUCUGGACACCACUGAGGGGCAUCAUAGCCUUGGUGUUAGCAUCCCAGAUGACUUGGAGCAGGGAUGCCCAGGACCAAAGAUGUCUUACUUUUAAAAUAAAGAUCUUACAUUCUUUCCAAGUAA
This is a messenger RNA of Peromyscus maniculatus bairdii (prairie deer mouse), 1933 nucleotides long. The record is from RefSeq and is a predicted model, not a curated record. Lineage: Eukaryota; Metazoa; Chordata; Mammalia; Rodentia; Cricetidae.